Molecule: messenger RNA, 1541 nt
Organism: Diabrotica virgifera virgifera (western corn rootworm)
Lineage: Eukaryota; Metazoa; Arthropoda; Insecta; Coleoptera; Chrysomelidae
Product: odorant receptor 4-like
Exons: 7
Coding region: 72-1349 (425 amino acids)
Biological process (GO): detection of chemical stimulus involved in sensory perception of smell; sensory perception of smell
Cellular component (GO): plasma membrane
Molecular function (GO): olfactory receptor activity; odorant binding
Source: RefSeq, a predicted model, not a curated record
UUAUGCCUCCCAUUUCAUAAAAAAUAAUUUGCAGUACUUUGUUUAAAAAACUACAAAAUUUUACAGGCAUAAUGGAGAAACUUGAUACUCCUAAAAGGUUUGGUUAUCCAGAAAACUUUUUCCACACAAACGAAAUAAUUACCAAAAUAUCUGGAAUGUGGAUCCCAACUCGGGAACACAGAUUCCUUUUUCGAGUAUUUUACAUAAUUUACCUAUUUUUCUUAUAUGGAUCUGGAUUGUUUUUCUUAAUAUGCGAAUGCCUGAUAUUCAAUGAAACUAUAACAACGAUUAAUAAGCUGGUCAGUCAUAUAGGAAUGCUAUUUACUCAUUUGGUUGGAAUUUUGAAAUUUUGCAUCUUGGUUUUUGGACGACAGAAACUCAAAAGGAUUAUGGAUACUUUACAAGAUGUUCAAUAUUAUUAUGAACCCACUAAGGAUUUUUCACCUGGGCAGUUCCUAUCCGAUGAAAAAAUUACAAGUUCCAGAUUUUCUAUUUUGGUAUUUGUAAUGUAUAGUUUUGUUGGUGUUUCGGCUCAUAUUUCUUCAGAACUGAUAAUAAACAGUGAAAUUAAGGGACAAACAUUCGAAGGAACCAAUAGAACCUGUCAAGAUUUUAUGCCUUACUAUUUUUACAUUCCCUUCAGUACGUUUUUUAAAUGGCAAUGUGAAUUUGCGUUUAUUUUUAUGGAUGUGGGAUUGUGUAUUUUUGCUUGGCUUAUAGCUUGUCAUGAUGGUGUUUUCGUUUCAUUACUUAACUGCUUAAAAAGUCAGUUAUUAAUAGUUUGUCAUGUAUUUCGUACACUUAGAGAAAGAAGUUUAAAAAAUGCUAUGCUGGCGAAAGACUACAAGCCCAUGUAUGAUACAGAAUGUCCUGCAUUAGAGAAAGAAAUGUAUCAACAAUUAUCAUAUUCCACUGAACACCUAAAAAUCUUAUUAAGGGUAAGAGAUGAAAUUGAGGCUAUAUUUACAUUUGUUACUCUAAGUCAAACACUUGCAUCUCUACUGAUUUUUGCUUCUUGUCUAUACAUAGCGUCUAGUGUGCCGAUGACAUCACCUGAAUUUUUCGCACAGAUGGAAUAUUUUUCAUGUGUUUUAGUACAAUUAUCAUUAAUAUGUUGGUUUGGUAAUGAAAUUACGUCAGCUAGUGCACUAAUCAAACUGGCUCUAUAUGAAUGUGAUUGGCUCAGCAGCAGUACUCGUUUUAAGAACUCCAUGAUUUUGACAAUGAUCCGAAUGCAACGUCCCGUAUACGUGUCUAUAGGAAAAUUUUCUCCACUCACGUUAACAACAUUAGUUGCUGUAUGUAGAGGAUCAUUUUCAUAUUUUGCCUUAUUUAAAAGUGUACAGUAAAUGAUACAAAUUACAUUUUAGAAUUUAGCAAUAGAUAAAUAUAAAGAGAUAUAGAUAGUGCCAAAUAUUUAACCUUGCACAAAAUAUUAUGACCAUUUAAAAAAAACAGUUAGAAUUAUCGUUUAUGCUUUUUUAGAGUAUUACAAUUAGGCUGGCACAGCUGUCAUAUAAACGAAAUUAAAGUAUAGAAUA